Molecule: messenger RNA, 1716 nt
Organism: Cladophialophora bantiana CBS 173.52
Lineage: Eukaryota; Fungi; Ascomycota; Eurotiomycetes; Chaetothyriales; Herpotrichiellaceae
Exons: 3
Coding region: 1-1716 (571 amino acids)
Biological process (GO): transmembrane transport
Cellular component (GO): membrane
Molecular function (GO): transmembrane transporter activity
Source: RefSeq, a predicted model, not a curated record
AUGACUCUCGUCGACGAGCCGGAGCCCGUACACUGGAAUCCAGUCAAGGCUUGCCUCCUUAUCCUGUCAUUGACCACCCACUACAUUUGCGAACUACUCUUCAUCGUCGGUUCAGGCGUCUACGCCCGCGACAUUGCUGAGGUGGUUGGAGGAGCAGAAAUCUCAUCAUGGUGCAUUUCCGCCGUCACCAUCCUGACCGCUGCCUUUGCUCCACCAAUUGCUCAGGCGGCUGAUUUCUGGGGUCGGAAAUGGCUACUGGUUGUGCCCACGUUCCUGGGCUUCAUUGGCAGCAUCGUCGUCGCCACGGCACAGUCCAUGCAGGUUGCCAUCAUUGGCUUUGCCAUCGGCGGCGCCUCUUUCGGGGCCCAGCCCCUCGUGCAUGCCGUGGCCUCAGAGAUUUUGCCACGAAAGCAUCGAUCCUAUGCACAGUCAACCGUUAACAGCUCUAUCGGGGUAGGGGCAAUCAUCGCCCUGACCGUUGGUAGCGCCCUCACAAACAACAAUCCUGCUGGAUUCCGGACCUACUGGUAUCUCUGUGCGGGUCUCUAUGUCUUCUCAUCGGUCGCCAUGGCCCUACUAUACAACCCUGCACCCCGAGAGCUUCAGCUCACAAUGACCUUUGGCGAAAAGAUUCGUGCUCUGGACUGGAUAGGAUUUCUCUUAUUCAAUGCAGGCCUCGUGACGUUCUGUGUUGGCCUCUCAUACUCUCAGAAUCCAUUCCCCUGGACCAACGCUCACGUUCUGGCACCCUUUUUAACUGGCGUUGUGAUUCUCGCCACGCUCGUUCUGUACGAAGUCAAAUUCAAGAAGGACGGCCUCUUCCACCACGGCUUGUUUCAGCACCGAAACUUCCCCAUCGCUGUCACUGCCGUAGCGAUCGAGGGUCUGGUCUUUGUGGCCGCCAGCAACUAUUACCCUUUUGAGAUGGCCACGGUCCUUGCUGGAAGGAUAUCUAGCUUCCGGGUGGCGGUAUGCUUUGCGAUUGCCUUCGUGGCCCUUUUUGCGAUCGCGAAUGUCGUGGGGGCCUAUAUUCACAGGACAAAGACCGUCCGGGGACCCGCAAUGGCGUCCUUUGUCGGCUUUAUCAUCUUCGGUGCCGUCUCUGCCAACAUCAAGAGCUCGACGCCCGAGGCGCAUUUCUGGGGCUUCGUCAUCUUCUACGGCAUUGGAUUAGGGAUCUGUCUCAUCACCCUUCUUACAAUGGCUCAACUCGCGACCCCGCCCGAGCUGAUCUCGAUCACGUCGGGACUGAUGGCUUCGAUGCGUUCCUUCGGUGGCGCGGUUGGCGUCGCCAUCCAACUGGCCAUUUUCAACAGCGGUCUGAACUCGAAUCUCGUGCCUCAAGUCACUGCCGCAGUGGAGCCCUUGGGUCUGAACGCGACGUCGAUUGGACCUCUGAUUGCCGCUUUGGGCACGGAGAACCGCACACUCAUCCAAGCAGUCCCGGGCGUGAACCAAGAGAUUAUCGAGGCGGCCGAGACUGCCAGGACUGAUGCCUUUGUCAUCGGCUUCCGUGAUGUGUGGAUUAGUGUUGCAGCAUUCGCUGCAUUUGGGAUCUUCAUCUGCUACUUUGUUAAAAAUCCCAAAGCAGAGUUUAACUCUUCAAUCGACGCCCCCCUCGAGGGUACUGCUCGAGUCCGUGAGCUCGAAAAGCCGCGCGUCAGUAUCCGGGACAGUGACACUUCGCCUGCUGAUAUGGGCGCGGCAUUGGAAUAG